AUGGCGGCGAAGGCCAUCACGUUCACCGUCCCCCUGCCGGCCGAGCAGCUCAACUCCUCGACCUACCAAGACGCCUCGAUCGGGGGCGUCCCCGAGGGCAGCAGCCGCCCGGGGCUCCGGGUCCGCUUCGACCUGGAAUCUCGGCGGCUCAACCCUGGGGACCAGGACGACGACGACUGGUUCGACUCCGGCUGCUCGGUCCAGAACGUCACGGACGACCACAUCGUCUGCGCCUGCUCGCAGCUGUCCGCGACGUACGCGGGCACGUACGGCACUCAGCCGAUACCGGAGGAGCUGCCGGCGGUCGUGGACCUGGGCGCGACUGUCGCCGUGGACGCGGUGAGGAGCGCUGGGAUCGGUGCGAUCCUGGAAGGCCAGACCGGGGACGAGUGCAACCGCUGGAGAACGACCCUGGACGAGUGA
This is a messenger RNA of Prorocentrum cordatum, 423 nucleotides long. Lineage: Eukaryota; Dinophyceae; Prorocentrales; Prorocentraceae. The record is from the annotation of a GenBank genome assembly.